ACACUCGCUGCCAAUUCCUGGUUGCCCAUCCGCGCGCAAGACAAUUGGAAUGAGGUUUUGGACACAAGUCUUGAAAAUAAGAUUGAGUCUAGUCUGCACUUAGCAGACCCCUCUCCGCCGAUAUGUUUGUCCUUCCGCCUCCGCCAAGAUAUCCCUCCCAAGCCGCAUACAAUCUCGCAGUUGCAAAUGGACAGGCGGCUCCCAUGAUCGAAACGAAUAAUAUCCUGACCCAUCCAACGGGGCCCGAGUACCAGCUAGUCGUGGGUGAAGGAACCUAUAUUCUUAAAGAAGACUUACACCUUGCGACACCGCCGCCUCACCCCUCAGAAGCUCCAAUUAUAAAUCCGAAUCCUCUGGCAACAACGCCCCAACCAGCGACAGCCGGCACCAAAAUCUCCCUAUUGUCCUUCAGCUCACGGAGCUCAGCGCCUUUGCUGUAUAAGAUCGGCACAAACGGAAGCACAACAUCAGGGGGCCUUCAAAGUAGUAUACAAGAGCACCCCAAUGAAGGUCGGGACUCUGCAGAUGUGAUUCCUGGGAGCAGCGAUGGAGGGGGAACGUCGAUAACAGGCAGUGCAAGAGCUGCUCUCUCUAUCGGGUCUGCCCCAGCCUUUGGUGAAGGCAAUUCGAUGCUCUCGGCAACUGGCAAAGACGCUGGCAAGCGAAGGAAACCAAAGAACAAUAUCGCGAAAAGUAAUUCGUCUUUCAUCUCCAGAUGCAUAGUUCAUGAGAAUAUGGCGAAACGAUUGGUAGACCGUCCGUCUGAUGGCUAUUUUGCUUUUGCCAAUAUCAAUCGAGCCUUUCAGUGGCUUGAUUUAUCCUCACCUCAGAAGGCAGAUCAUUUGACAAAGAUUUUGUUCACCAAAGGGCAUUGUCUUUGCCAUGAUAUUAAUCAGGUAACCAAGGGUCCGAGCCAUAUCGAUCUGAUUAUGGGUUUCUCGACAGGUGAAAUAAUCUGGUUUGAACCUAUAUCACAAAAAUAUACCCGACUGAAUAAGAAUGGCAUCAUCAAUGCGACUCCAGUUUCAGAAAUCCGUUGGAUACCUGGGUCAGAAAAUUUAUUCUUGGCUGCACAUAUGGACGGUUCCCUAGUCGUUUAUGACAAAGAGAAAGAUGACUCGGCAUUCUUACCAGAGGAGAAUGGAGGCCAAACUAAUGGCAACUCCGAAAAGACCAACGGCAAUGGUCAUAAUGGGUUUGGCGAACAUGCAGCUAAACUUCACGUCGACAAAUCUGUGCACUCCAAGAAUCAGAAAUUCAAUCCAGUCUCGUUCUGGAAACUGUCGAACCAGAGAAUCAAUGCUUUCGCCUUUUCUCCAGACAACAGACAUCUUGCCGUGGUGUCCGAGGACGGGACGUUACGUAUAAUUGACUAUUUAAAAGAACAGCUACUUGAUCUAUAUGCUAGCUACUAUGGGGGAUUCAUAUGCGUCUGUUGGUCUCCAGAUGGAAAAUAUGUCCUGACAGGGGGUCAAGAUGAUCUUGUGUCAAUCUGGUCCGUGACCGAAGCUACCAUUGUUGCACGUUGCCAAGGACAUCAAUCGUGGGUGACAGCGGUUUGUUUCGAUCCAUGGCGUUGUGAUGACAAAAACUAUCGCUUUGGUAGUGUCGGAGAAGAUUGCCGGUUGCUCUUGUGGGAUUUCAGCGUCGGAAUGCUACAUCGGCCGAAAUCUUCUGUACGGCAGAGGGGUAGUAUCUCGUCUCGCUUUGCAAGUCCACUGCAGAGAGCAGAAACACAAACGUCGACAAGCAGAUUAAGAUCAAACUCGAGUGCUUCUGCGGAGGGUGAAGACGAGCAUACAAUUGAGCAUCCAGUAGAGCCUAGAGCUACGACCGCCAUGCUACCACCCGUUAUGUCCAAGGUAGUCGAUCCCGAUCCUUUGUGCUGGUUGGACUUCACAGAAGAGUCGAUCAUCACGAGUUGCAAGAGUGGCCAUAUUCGUACUUGGGAUCGACCUCGAGACACGACAGCAAGCAAGAGUGAAACAACACUAGCAUCUGCGUCGUAAUUUAUGUGUAUUAGUCUCAGAUUCUUUAUAAUCAUAGCACUGGUUAUGGAAUUAUCAUAGUCUA
Messenger RNA from Mollisia scopiformis, 2073 nucleotides. Its product is annotated as catabolite repression protein-like protein creC. The transcript has 9 exons. Gene Ontology annotation, cellular component: cell division site; cell tip; nucleus. NCBI's taxonomy places the organism in Eukaryota, Fungi, Ascomycota, Leotiomycetes, Helotiales, Mollisiaceae. Gene Ontology annotation, molecular function: protein binding. Bases 123 to 2009 code for a protein of 628 amino acids. The record is from RefSeq and is a predicted model, not a curated record. Gene Ontology annotation, biological process: carbon catabolite repression of transcription.